AGGGUUCUGGCGACUUCUGAUUCGCAUUUCCGCUGCGCGGCCAUGAGAAGAGGCGCUUCUCUACUUCUCGCCGCGCUGGCGGCCAAGGCGAAGCCUUCAUCAUCUCGCAAUCUCAUCGAAGUUCUCUGCGGAAGCCCCUCCCUACCUCAUCUCCCCCGACCGAACGCUCUUCCCAGCUGCCAUCGUUUCCGCGCCAUCCAGACCGGCAGCGACUCCGCCGCCUCCACUACCGUCCCCUCCCCUCGCCGGCGGAGGAACCAGGAUGUUUCUGAUCUCGAGGAAGCCUUCGAGUCCGCUACGACGACCGAUGACAUCCUUUCCGCCUUCCGAGCCCUGGAGGCCGCCCUUGAACCCCGCGACAGCCGACUCGGUCUCGCUUGCCUGAAGGUCGGCCAGCAUCUCGACUCCAUCGGCUCCAAGGACCACGAAGAAAUCCUCCGCUUUGGCCUGCGCGCCCUCGAGAGCCUUGAUGUCGACGGAGACCGCUCCAUCUCCGUGGCCAUGGCCCUCCACCUGGCCGGAUCCGCCAGCUACGACCUCAAGCGUUUUAACGACAGUUUAGGGUUCUUAAAUCGGGCGAACAGAAUUCUAAGCUUGUUGGAGAGUGAGGAUUCUGGAUGCGAGUUUGAUGUCAAGCCAGUGAGCCAUGCCGUCCAGCUCCAGCUUGCCAACACCAAGACAGCGAUGGGCAGGCGUGAGGAGGCGCUGGUCAAUCUUAGGAGAUGUCUGGAUAUUAAAGUUUCUAUCUUGGAACCUAAUAGUCGAGAGUUGGGUAUUGCUCACCGUGAUCUAGCAGAGGCAUAUGCAGCUAUUUUGAACUUUAAGGAGGCAUUGCCGCUCUGUUUGAAGGCAUUGGAGAUUCAUACUGCCCACCUGGGGCAGAAUUCAGUAGAGGUGGCUCAUGAUCGGAGACUUCUUGGGGUUAUCUACACUGGAUUGGAGGAGCAUCAGAAGGCUCUGGAAGAGAAUCAGUUGUCUCAGAAAAUUAUGAAGAGUUGGGGUAUGGGUGGCUCAGAUUUGCUUCAUGCCGAGAUUGAUGCAGCCAACAUCCACAUUGCUUUGGGGAAAUAUGAUGAGGCCAUCAACGUUCUCAGAGGGGUGGUUCAACAGACUGACAAGGAGAGUGAGAUUAGGGCUUUGGUGUUUAUCUCCAUGGCAAAAGCCUUAUGCAACCAAGAGAAGUUUUCUGAUGCAAAGCGCUGCUUGGAGGUCUCACGCGGUAUUCUUGAGAAAAAGGAAUUCGUCUCACCCGAAAAGGUCGCUGAAGCCUACAUGGAGAUAGCAACUCUGUAUGAAUCACUAAACGAUCUUGAGACUUCUAUAUCAUUGCUGAAAAGAACUCUUGCCAUGGUAGAGAAGAUUCCACAGGAGCAGCAUAUAGAAGGAAAUGUCUCAGCAAAGAUUGGGUGGUUGCUUCUCUUGGCAGGAAGAGUUGUCCAGGCUAUUCCAUAUUUGGAAAGUGCAGCCGAUAGAAUGAAGGAGAGCUUUGGGCCAAAGCACUUUGGAGUUGGAUACGUAUACAAUAACUUGGGAGCAGCCUAUACUGAGAUAGACCGGCCACAAUCAGCUGCACAAAUGUUUGCCAUGGCAAAGGAUAUCAUGGACGUAUCGCUGGGUCCACAUCAUUCUGAUUCUAUUCAAACAAGCCAGAGCCUUGCUAAUGCAUAUUCUGCAAUGGGAAGCUAUACCCUUGCUCUGGAAUUCCAACAAAGAGUUGUUGAUGCAUGGGCAAGUCAUGGUUCAAGUGCCAAAGAUGAACUUAAAGAGGCAAUCAGACUUCUUGAAGAGCUGAAGAAAAAGGCUUUUGGACCAAUUUCUGAAGCACUUGUCCAGGAGGUAUUGUCAUCACCUAAAGCUGAAGCUCUUAUCCAGGAGGUUUUAUCAUCGUCUAAUAAAACUGAUUCUGCUUCUGACAAAGAUGCGCAACAUUAAUCUUAAGAUCUGAUUUUGUUUGAAAUCAUGAACUCUUUACUUAAAGUUACACUUCAUGUAUUCAUCUUUAAUUACACUUAUUUUUUUAGUUUUAUGA
Messenger RNA from Zingiber officinale, 2029 nucleotides. Its product is annotated as protein KINESIN LIGHT CHAIN-RELATED 2-like. The transcript is spliced from 2 exons. Gene Ontology annotation, molecular function: protein binding. NCBI's taxonomy places the organism in Eukaryota, Viridiplantae, Streptophyta, Magnoliopsida, Zingiberales, Zingiberaceae. The record is from RefSeq and is a predicted model, not a curated record. Bases 43 to 1932 code for a protein of 629 amino acids.